This is a messenger RNA of Spirometra erinaceieuropaei, 597 nucleotides long. The record is from the annotation of a GenBank genome assembly. Lineage: Eukaryota; Metazoa; Platyhelminthes; Cestoda; Diphyllobothriidea; Diphyllobothriidae.
AUGACUGUCAGCUACCUCCUUGCUGGGAUUUAUGUCCUCCUAGUCUUGUCGGCGGAAUGUGGAGAAGCAUACAUUCUUUCUCAAUCGUAUUCGGGAGCCGACCAACCGCAGAAUGAAGACUUUGGUAUGCAGGAUGGAGAAGAGAAUGAUAAUUCUAAAGUGACCAGCCACUUCGGAGAAGAGGACGAAGGAGAUGAAGAAAAGUUGAAUGAUGUUAAUGAGACAGAACAGGAAAGUGUCCAGUAUCAUGAUGUCGAUGACGGUUCUGAAGAAGAGGACGGUGACGAUGUUGAUCAUCAUGAUGGUGAGGAAGACGAAGAUGGAGAAAAGGAGGAUUUUGGCGAAGAUAUUAAUGAGCAGCACUUUGCUAAUUAUGGUUUUGCGGUUGAUGUAGCAGUUCACGUUGGUGGUCACCAUGGUGCCGACGAACAUUAUGUUGGUGGAGAUGAUGAAUUUUAUGCAGAGAAGGAUGAUGAUAAUGAUGAUGACGAUGAUAAGAAGGAUCAACGCAUGGACAGGGAAGAUGAAAACGAUCAUUAUGAGAGAAAUCCGAUAGGAAUAUGGACUGGACCAGAGCCGUUUGAGACGAAGGAGUAG